UUUUGUUUACAUGUGAAAAGUAUUUUCAAACGUGACAGCACUCCAUUUGACCUAAUCUUUAACCAUUGUUUUUUAUUGUUAAUCUGUGUUAAAUCACUCAUUUAUAAUUUCUAUUUUAAUAAUUUAAAUAAUGUAAAAUGAAAACUUUCACUUUAGAGAAGAUUAAAUCAAUUCAAGAUGAUGUUUCCCAUAUUAGAAAUAUAUGUAUUUUGGCUCAUGUUGACCAUGGCAAAACAACCCUAGCUGAUUAUCUUAUCGCAAGUAAUGGCAUUAUAUCACUUCGAUUGGCUGGUAAAUCGAGGUACAUGGAUAGUAGACCUGAUGAACAACAACGGGGAAUCACUAUGAAAUCAAGUAGCAUCGCUCUUGGACAUUCCAUCGAUGAUCAAGAUUAUCUUGUUAAUGUUAUCGAUUCACCUGGACAUGUCGACUUUUGUGGUGAAGUGUCAACCGCUAUAAGACUGUGUGAUGGUGCUUUAAUAAUUAUUGAUGUGGUAGAAGGACUCUGUGCUCAAACCAAGACAGCUAUUCGCCAAGCAUGGAUCGAGAUGAUCAAACCUAUUUUAGUGUUAAAUAAAAUUGAUCGUCUCAUUAUGGAGAAACAGUUGACACCUAUAGAUGCUUAUGUUCAUUUGCAGCAAAUCUUGGAACAAGUUAAUGCUUUAAUGGGUGAAUUUUACAAUGUUGAAGUUCUAGAAGAAGAUGAAGAAGACGAUAAUGCAGAAAAAUCUGCAGGAAAAAGAAACAAUCAAGUAGAUAAUCCAAAUUUAAAUAAUGAUACAGAUGAAGCAACUUAUGACUGGAGUACAGGUUUAGAUGACAAAGAUGAUUCCAAUUACUAUUUUGCCCCAGAACAAGGAAACGUUGUCUUUGCUAGUGCCUUAGAUGGUUGGGGUUUUACAAUUCAAGAUUUUGCCAAAUGGAUUAGUGGAAAACAUGGAUUUAAAGUAGAAACUCUUAAUAAAACUCUUUGGGGCGAUUAUUACCUCAAUAGCAAAACAAAACGUAUAAUGAAAGGUGCUCAAGCAAAGGCUAAAAAGCCCCUUUUUGUAUCAAUGAUUUUAGAGAAUAUUUGGUCCAUUUAUGAUUCUGUGAUGAUAAGAAGAGAUAAAUUAAUGACUGAUAAAAUAAUAUCAACGCUCGAUUUGACAUUACAUCGUCGCGAUGUAACUCACAAUGAUCCUCGAGUGGUCCUUCAAUCUAUAUUAACUCACUGGUUAUGCCUGGCACCUAAUUUGUUAACGGCUGUUUGUACUUUAAUCCCAAGUCCAUUAGAAUUAACAGGAGAAAGAGCGGAAAAGUUAAUGUGUUCCAAUACAACUAGAUUUGAACUAUUUCCUCAACAAACUAAAGAUAUGAAAGAUGCGUUUCUUCACUGUUCCAAAGAUGGCCCUACAAUUGUUUGUAUUUCCAAAAUGUUUCCCGUAGAGAAAAAUACUCUACCUCAGUAUAAGCCUAAACCAUUGACACAGGAAGAAAUUGCUCAUCGUCGAGAUCUCGUUAAAGCUGCUAUAAUGUCUAGUGAUGGAAGAUCCAUUUCCACAGAGGAAGAUAAUGAUUACUCGAAUAGAAUACGAACAACACCAACUGCUCAGACAAACGAUUACGACGAGGAUGAAAUUAGAGAAAACAUUGUUUUCCUUGCUUUCGCCAGAGUUUUCAGUGGAACUCUGAAAUCCGGUGAUCAACUAUAUGUUCUACAUCCUAAGCACGAUGUAACUAAAAUAACAUCUGAUACUAUGAUAGAUCCUAGCGCCAAGUUAACUGACUUGAAAACGGACCAACACAUUACCUGUGCCAAAGUGGAUGGACUUUAUAUUCUUAUGGGUCGUGGUUUGGCGUCAAUUGAUUCAGUAGGAUCAGGAAAUAUUGUUGGAAUUGCCGGUCUUGAAGAUCAUGUCAUCAAAUCAGCAACCCUUUCUAAUAGUAUUUAUUGUCCACCCUUCAUCGACCUUCAUGUUCCCUCUCAACCCAUUUUAAGGGUUGCCAUUGAGCCGGUAAAUCCUAUUGAUAUGGGUAAAUUGAUUAAAGGUCUUAAAUUAUUGAAUCAAUCUGAUCCUUGUGUCGAGGUUAGGAUUCAAGACUCGGGUGAACAUGUCAUCAUUACUACAGGAGAAAUUCAUAUGCAAAAAUGUGUCGAUGAUCUCGUGAAUAAAUUUGCUGGAAUUGAAGUUAAUGUUUCUGCACCAAUCGUACCUUUUAGAGAGACAAUCGUUGCUUUACCAACUCUAACAAGCGAUCAAACUUCAAACAAUAGCCAUGUUUUACCAAUUAAUGGCUCUCAUAACUCAUCUCAAUCUUCAGAAAUAACAUCUUCCUCACAGUCAUUACAAACUUCAAAUUCAUCAUCAACACAAAAAUGUACAGUUAUAGUCAAUGGCGAUGAGAUUUUACAAGAUUCGGAAGGUUUUCUUAUACUAACCACACCAAAUAAGAAGUCAACAAUUAAAAUUAAGGCUGUUCCUCUUCCGGAAGAAGUUGUCAAAUUACUGGAAGUCAACUGUGAUCUAAUCAAGAAAGUGGAUGACAUUAAUAAAAACAGAAGUCAUUUGGAUCAUAAUUUAAUUAGUAGUGAUCUUAUUAAAAGAUGGAAUGAAUUCAAAGACAAAUUGAGUGAAACCUUAUCCGAGAACAGUAUUGCCGGGUUGAAAGAGAAUUUCGAAUGUAUUUGGUCUUUCGGACCAAAAUAUUGCGGUCCUAAUAUACUUUUCAAUGCUAUGGACGAUUUUCCAAGAUCAUUAUGGUCAACCAUUUACUCUUCAUCACCAUCUUCAGUCGUUUCACCAUCAUUAACAGAUGACAUUAGAUCUGACUAUGAGUACAGUUUCAUUAGUGGUUUUCAAUUAGCAUCUUUUUCUGGUCCACUCUGUGAAGAGCCAAUGUAUGGCGUUGCAUUCAUCAUUAAAUCUUGGACAAUUGAACCAACUAAUCAACUGGCGUCUAGUUCAACGGAAAGUGAUCCAUAUGGACCAUUUACCGGUCAAAUAAUGUCAACUGUUAAAGAUGGCUGUCGAAAAGCGUUUCAAGCUCAACCUCAGCGUCUCAUGGCAGCAAUGUAUUCCUGCACAAUCCAAGUAACCAGUGAAGCUUUGGGUAAAAUGUAUGCUGUUAUCCGUCGUCGUCAUGGACGAACCAUUCAUGGUGAUAUGCAACAAGGUUCAUCAAGUUUCACUGUAACCGCCAUUUUACCGGUUAUUGAGAGCUUCCAAUUUGCUAAUGAAAUACGCAAACAGACAAGUGGAAUGGCCUUACCUCAGCUUGUUUUCAGUCAUUGGGAGGUUAUUGAUAUUGAUCCAUUUUGGGUUCCAACCACUGAAGAAGAAUAUGAAUUGUAUGGAGAAAAGGCAGACACUGAGAAUCGAGCCAGGAUUUACAUGAAUUCUGUUCGUAAACGGAAAGGCCUUCCUGUCGAUGAAAAGAUUGUUGAACAUGCCGAAAAGCAAAGAACUUUUAAACGAAACAAAUAAUUAUUUUUCAAGGCAAUUUCUUGGAAUAAUUUCUACAGAUUUCCAGAGUUUAUUUACUUCUUUAGUAACAUUUGAUUCGCGAAAAUCGCUUGGGUUCAGUUGACGCUGAACAGAAAAGGACAAAACUAUAUUGACAAUCUUGGAUUUUUUUUAUUGUAUCAUUGAUCCUGGAUAAAUGCAAUCGUGUUGAUUACUUUUUUACUUGAUUAAUAAAGUAAAUAUCUUGUUCUAUGAAAAAAUUAA
Molecule: messenger RNA, 3710 nt
Organism: Tetranychus urticae (two-spotted spider mite)
Lineage: Eukaryota; Metazoa; Arthropoda; Arachnida; Trombidiformes; Tetranychidae
Product: elongation factor-like GTPase 1
Biological process (GO): cytosolic ribosome assembly
Cellular component (GO): ribonucleoprotein complex; cytosol
Molecular function (GO): GTPase activity; GTP binding; ribosome binding
Source: RefSeq, a predicted model, not a curated record